Oryzias latipes (Japanese medaka) is the source of this 1495-nucleotide messenger RNA. Its product is annotated as non-selective voltage-gated ion channel VDAC2. The record is from RefSeq and is a predicted model, not a curated record. Gene Ontology annotation, cellular component: mitochondrial outer membrane. Gene Ontology annotation, biological process: monoatomic anion transmembrane transport. Lineage: Eukaryota; Metazoa; Chordata; Actinopteri; Beloniformes; Adrianichthyidae. Gene Ontology annotation, molecular function: voltage-gated monoatomic anion channel activity.
CUACGACCAGGAGGUCAACAGGGGUUUUAAUGCGGUGUCUCCUCCAUAUCGUCCUACACCGGUUUGAGCACAUUUCUGGCCCUUUUCUACCGCCAAAGUUAACCAGGACACUCUGAACAACUGUAAUUUUUGUCAUAAUGACAGUUCCUCCAGCCUAUGCAGACUUGGGAAAAUCAGCAAAAGACAUUUUCAGCAAAGGAUAUGGGUUCGGUCUGGUCAAGCUUGAUGUGAAGACCAAAUCUUCAAGUGGAGUGGAGUUUAAAACGUCUGGCUCCUCAAACACGGACACCAGCAAGGUCACUGGUACUUUGGAAACCAAGUACAAAUUGCCUGAGUAUGGGUUGACCUUUACAGAGAAAUGGAGUACAGAAAACACACUGGGGACGGAAGUUUGUGUUGAGGACCAGAUCACCAAAGGGCUGAAACUUAACUUUGAUACUACGUUUUCACCCAACACUGGCAAGAAGAGUGGCAAAAUCAAGGCAGCCUAUAAAAAGGAACACGUCAAUGCCGGCGUUGACGUAGAUUUAGAUUUUGCUGGUCCUACUAUCCACGCAGCAGCAGUAGGUGGUUAUGAGGGGUGGCUGGCAGGUUACCAGAUGACCUUUGACUCUGCCAAGUCUAGGAUGACCCGCAGCAACUUUGCUGUCGGUUACACGACCGGCGACUUUCAGCUCCACACCAAUGUAAACGAUGGUGCAGAGUUUGGCGGAUCCAUUUAUCAGAAAGUGAAUGACAAACUGGAGACAGCUGUAAAUCUUGCCUGGACGGUUGGGAGCAAUGGUACUCUGUUUGGCAUCGCUGCAAAAUACCAGCUGGACCCCAGUGCUUCCAUAUCUGCAAAGGUGAAUAACGCCAGCUUGGUUGGAAUUGGAUACACUCAGACUCUGCGGCCUGGAAUGAAACUCACCCUCUCUGCAAUGGUGGAUGGAAAAAAUAUAAAUGCUGGUGGUCACAAGCUAGGUCUAGGCCUGGAGCUGGAGGCAUGAGGAUGUUCUUUAACAUUUGAAAAGAAGAGGAAGAACGUUGGCUCUCAUAGGUCGUGAGUGGUCAAUGAUAGAUGUUUUAUCAAUAUGGCCAAAAAGUUUAAAUCCACAAUUUCUUUUUCUGUAAAAAGCUAAAGAUAUAGAAAUAUUUUUACCAACCCUCUGUCAUUGUGCUAACUCCAUGUAACCAUGUAUCCGCUUCAUGCUUUUAUUAUGUAAGAAUCCACUAGUUUUCUGUUUAAUCCUCUGUAAUUAUGAAAGAAAACAAAACUCACACUAUAUGAUGAAAGUUCCUCGAAUGACAAUCUAAACGUAACAAAACCAAAACCUUGUUCUGUUGAAGUGUGAAGAUCUAGAAAUGUGUCCCAAGAUGUUUAUUUGCACAAUAACUUACCUUUACUAUACACUAAUAUGUGGACAACCUAUUGGUAUGUUGGUAGUGUUGUGUUGCCUACCAGGUUUCUCCAACAAUGUCUAUGCUUUUAAAGAAUAAAGCUGCUCUUCCCUCA